UCCCGAAAGGUGCUGGGCACAUUUGGGGCGGCGGAGGCGAAGCGGCUGCGGCGGCGGUAGAGGCGGCGGCGGCAGCGGUAGCGGCGGCGGCGGCGGCGGCGGCGGCGGGAGGCAGGAUGAGCGCACGCGGAGAAGGCGCCGGGCAGCCGUCCACUUCAGCCCAGGGACAACCUGCCGCCCCGGCGCCUCAGAAGAGAGGACGCGGCCGACCCAGGAAGCAGCAGCAAGAGCCAGCCGGUGAGCCCUCUCCUAAGAGACCCAGGGGAAGACCCAAAGGCAGCAAAAACAAGAGUCCCUCCAAAGCAGCUCAAAAGAAAGCAGAAGCCACUGGAGAAAAACGGCCAAGAGGCAGACCCAGGAAAUGGCCACAACAAGUCGUUCAGAAGAAGCCUGCUCAGGAGGAGACUGAAGAGACAUCCUCACAAGAGUCUGCAGAAGAGGAUUAGGGGGCGCCAACAUUCGAUUUCUACCUCAGCAGCAGUUGGAUCUUUUGAAGGGAGAAGACACUGCAGUGACCACUUUCUCUAUUCCCAUGGUCUUUCCACUUUCAU
This is a messenger RNA of Neofelis nebulosa (Clouded leopard), 551 nucleotides long. It is a transcript of the gene HMGA2, whose product is annotated as high mobility group AT-hook 2. The record is from RefSeq and is a predicted model, not a curated record. Bases 117 to 446 code for a protein of 109 amino acids. NCBI's taxonomy places the organism in Eukaryota, Metazoa, Chordata, Mammalia, Carnivora, Felidae. Gene Ontology annotation, biological process: regulation of DNA-templated transcription. Gene Ontology annotation, cellular component: nucleus; chromatin. Gene Ontology annotation, molecular function: transcription coregulator activity; DNA binding. The transcript is spliced from 5 exons.